CCUGGAAAUGCAUGAGAGUAAAACACCAAGGUGAGGCCACUCCAGAAAAUAAAAUAAACAAUUGAGAGUUUUCAGAAUUUUCAACAGUGUGCGAGCAUUUUCAGUUUUCUUCUUAAUCCCCCCCUUUUCUGUAACUCCCCGCUUCUCUGAAUUCCUUUCUGUAAUCGUCUGUCUUUCAAGCCGAAAAAGUUUCUGUCAAGAACAAACCUAAACUAUCAUAGCAGGUGUUUUUGGUUUUUCUGAAAGCCAGGUGAUCCCAGAAUAGAGAUCCAGAUUUCUGUUUUUUUGUUUUUGUUUUUCAAUAUUUAUUAUCAUCAGCUAAGAGGGUUUAUUUUUGGUCCCUCAAGGUUGUUGUUUUUUUUUUUAAUCAAACUAGUACCUGUUCUUUGGUUUUGGUUAAGAUACAGGUUUUUACCUAGUUAUUGAAUAUGGCAGCAGCUAUAGAUAUGUAUAAUAGCAGCAGCAACAGCUCAGUUUUCUCAGAUCCUUUUAGUGCGGAGUUGAUGAAAGCGCUUGAACCUUUUAUGAAAAGUGCUUCAUCUACCUCUCCUUUAUCUUCUUCUUCUUCAUAUUCACAGUCUAACCUGUAUCCUGAAUUUUGCUCCCCAUGGAGGAACCAUUUGUGCUCAGAACAACGGUUCUGUAACUAUCAAAACUUGAUGGGUUUUGAGCAAACAGGUUCAAUUGGGCUAAACCAACUCACCCCUUCUCAAAUCCUCCAAAUCCAAGCUCAAGUCUAUCAACAGCAGCAGCAGCAGCAGGUUGCUUCUAGGCCUACGACCGCAUCCCUAAAAAACCAAAGGUUCAACUUUCUUUCCCCAAAAGCUGUCCCCAUGAAACAUGCGUCUUCCACCCCUUCAAAGCCUACCAAGCUGUACAGAGGGGUGAGACAGAGGCACUGGGGCAAAUGGGUAGCUGAAAUCAGACUCCCCAAGAACCGAACUCGCCUUUGGCUUGGCACUUUCGAUACAGCAGAAGCAGCAGCUUUGGCUUAUGACAAGGCUGCCUAUAAGCUUAGAGGAGAGUUUGCCAGGCUCAACUUCCCCCACCUCAAGCACCAAGGAGCUCAUAUUUCUGGAGAAUUUGGUGACUACAAGCCCCUCCAUUCUGCGGUUGAUGCAAAGCUCCAAGCCAUCUGCCAGAGCUUACAGAAACAAGAGAAUUCAAGAAAGGCCUGUUCUGUUCACGAUUCAAAGCCCAAGGUUGAGUUUGAUUACCCUGUGAAGCGUGAGGAGUUUGAUCAGUCUCCAAGAUUUGCUAGUCCUAAAGUUGAGAUGAACUCCCUGUCAUCAUCAUCAUCCUCAUCCUCAUCCCCAUCCCCGGAUUUAUCCGAUGAGUCAUUGGCAGGAUCUUCUUCACCAGAAUCUGAUAUCACUUUCUUCGAUUUCUCUGAUUCAAAGUGGGAUGACAACGAAAUUUUCGGUUUGGAAAAGUACCCUUCAGUGGAAAUUGAUUGGGAAGCCAUCAGGGAACUAUCUGAGUCUUAAAAGAAAAAAAAAAUUUACAGCUACUAUCAUGUAAUCUUGUUGUAAUUUCUUAGGUCAAGUAUCUUUUGUUUGGUCAUGUAGGUCUUUUUAGUGGGUCUGCAGUGAUCUCUACAAUGAAAUUUUUGACAUUUGUAGAGGUUAAUUAGGUGUCAGUUUAGAAUCUGUAUGUUGUUAAUAUGUGUAACAGAGAGGCAUCUCCUCCUAGACUGCUCUUGCUGGUACCUUUUUUUCCUAGCAAUGGCUUUUGGAGAGCUUCAAGUUUAUGUUUAUUUGCAUCAUUAUUGGAGGUCGACUGUAAAGUUUUCUUUCGAAUAUGUCUAUAUAUUUAUAUUAUUUAUAGUUAACGUA
Gossypium raimondii (Peruvian cotton) is the source of this 1835-nucleotide messenger RNA. RefSeq names its product ethylene-responsive transcription factor ERF060. Bases 429 to 1487 code for a protein of 352 amino acids. Gene Ontology annotation, molecular function: DNA binding; DNA-binding transcription factor activity. The transcript has a single exon. Lineage: Eukaryota; Viridiplantae; Streptophyta; Magnoliopsida; Malvales; Malvaceae. The record is from RefSeq and is a predicted model, not a curated record. Gene Ontology annotation, biological process: regulation of DNA-templated transcription.